Messenger RNA from Trichoderma breve, 4140 nucleotides. RefSeq lists its product as uncharacterized. The record is from RefSeq and is a predicted model, not a curated record. Lineage: Eukaryota; Fungi; Ascomycota; Sordariomycetes; Hypocreales; Hypocreaceae. The transcript is spliced from 6 exons. The coding region runs from base 1 to 4140 and encodes 1379 amino acids.
AUGGCAUCCCCCAAGGCGGGAUAUGGAUUACCAGUCAGGCCAUCCGAUGGCUUGCGAAGGCGGCCCGAAGACUCGAAACCAUUGAGUGGCAUUCCCAAGUCUACCUCCAGGACGAGCGAGAGAGAAACGGAUAUCCCGAGACUGGUAAAACAAGACUCAUCACAGCCGCGUGCGGCUAGUCGAGUCCCCCUUCCAUCUUCAACACGUCGCCCCUCUGCUACUACACAGCAAUCCGUCCCAAAGAUUGUUCCAGAUCGGCAAUCAAAGUCAUGGGGCUCGGCCACGAGCUCCUCUGGCUACUCACGAUCCCAUACACAAACCGAAUCAGGUUCCUCCUCUUCCAGCCGGUCAUUUGAUAGUAGCUCAAAGCUGGGACAAAAUGUGCCGAGACGGAAGAAGCCUUCUCUAUCGCCCGAGGUAGGCACUCUGCCUAGUGGCUCUCCCGGUCCAGGUCCCAUUUCCCCCAAGGGUCAACCGCAGGUAAUGAUGGAUUCGGCACUGGGGAUUCAGUUCAAUCGAAACAUAACGGCCAGUCCAAGCACCAUUCAAAGAGAAGAGCCUGCUUCGAAGCCGGUCGGUCAGUCUCCCGUCAUCUACCCUGAGCUAGAUCGGCAGGGCCCGGACAUGCCUUACCGCUUGGCUACACAUGACCUUCCACCGCCAACUCCUGGGAGUCUGCUCUUCUCUGCCAACAGCAGUCAGUCCCCUGGCCUCGUUAUUCCCAGCCGCGGCUUCCCAUUGGCAAAGAUUCGACAGCACAGCCCCGCCUUUACUCGCCCACCUGUUACCCGACGAAGGACGGGGAGUAUAUCAAAUGAGGUUGAUAUUAUAAGCGUUGAUCCCCACGGCCUUGCUGCGGUCCGAGAGUCGUUGACUUCCUCGUCAUCAAGCUCUACUGUUAAGGCCGGCAUCAACCCAAAGAAAGAAAGAAGAGGUGGAAAAAACUUCGCAGCACCGCCGCAAAGUCCCCCUCCACGGAAGUCAUCGCAGAAAUUCCUUUCAAGCGAAGAUGAAGAAGAGCUAUCUCCCAGACAAAAACGCAGACCAGAGGCCCAGUCGAUGAAUAUCUCAUCCCCGCCAAAAUCUGCACUCCCAUUUCGCAACUAUCAAUCACCUUCGCCGCAGGCUAUGCCCCCACGCCGGCCCAGUCGAGAGGGUACCUCUGACCUCAAGUCCCAGUUGUAUACCAUUCCAGUCAUCCAAAGUAGCUUGGCACUCAGGGCGAUCAAUUCAGAAAGACGUGAUAGUGAGACUACAAUGUCUCCUCCACCUCCGCUUUCAACUAUGCAGACCAACAAGAGUGCAUCAACAUCGAAUCUACUCACGUCUGAGCAACCUACCUCAUCAGGCAAACUGACGAGCAGGAGAAAGCUUAGCGUGUCUGGCCCACUUGUGUCUGGCCCAUCUCGACCGACUGCUAAUACGCCGUCCCCAAAUAUCAAGAGCUCUGGCCCUCGUUUCCCGUUCUUUGGGCGCAGAAAAGCUUCUUCAGAGAACGCGCCCACUGAAAAGGACAAGAAAGACAAACAGAAAGUAUCUCGAAAGGGUCCGGCAGCUGGCACUGGUCAUGAAGGGUAUGGACGACUUGGUGCUGUUCGGCGGCGAAGCGGAGUCAUUGCCAAUCCUCAAAAAUCCAAUGAGAGCCUUGUCAGUGGCGACUCUUUCCUGGCUGACCGCAUCAAUCCUGUCGUGAUUGCUGGAGGAGCUGUUGUUGAGAACCGAAACGCCAGUGCAGAGCUCACUAGGACAGAGAGCAAUAUGAGCUUCACAACAAACGAACGUCCAAGCAUUGAUUCAAUAGCCAACUCAACUACAUCUUCCAUUUCAAGGGAUGUGCCUGGAACAGGACUUUGGCCCUCGGCUAUUCCCCGUGGGCAGAAUUACACGAAUGCUCGAAGGCCAUCUGACAGCGACGCUAGCAGUGUGGCUAUGGGUUCUACUCUAGCAUUUAGACGAUCCGUUCAGCGGUUGAAGUCAUUUCCAGAUGACCCUCUACAACUGCCACGACCAAUCAACACCAGUGGCGUGAUUACAUCGCCCAUGACUAGCUUUGAUACAAGCAUCAUGUCUGAUGAAUCUUCCAUCUUCAAUCUUCAGCAACAGCCUUCUCAUGAAAUUGCCAAUCCUCAUCCGGCACCCAAGAAGCUCAAGAAAAAACCUCGGUCUCCGAGGAAAUGGAACUUUUUCAGUAGAUCGAACAACCAGGCCAAGCCAGAUAAGGCGAGCGAGCCGGUUGCCGUCACUGUACAGCCAGUGGAGAAGAAGCCAGUGGCUUUUUACACCAUUAUGGAUUCACCUGAGCAAGAAUUAGCCCAGCCUGUAGACCUCAAGGAGAUUUUGCGUGAGGCAGAUGCCUACGCGCGCUCACCUGCCAAGAUAAAUACCCCUGAGUUGCAGCCUCUCUCACCAGUACAAGACUACUUUUCUGUGGCCGACGAGCCAGCUGUUUCUCGUACGGAAGGAAUACCUCCUGCAGCAGUAACACUGAGCUCUGGGAGACCUAGUCGCUUGGCACAGGUGGGAAGGAUACCGCAGGUGGUGAGCAACCGUCAAGAAGGGCCCUCUCCCCGCAGUUUCUCUCGGCCUUUUAUGGGAAAUGACGGUGGUGACGGAUCAACGACGGAUGCGGGCACUGAAUUUUCCUUCUUCAGUGAACCCAGGUCACGUCUAUCUCCCGAGCCUACAACUACACAAGAAUUCCUCGCCUUUUCUCCCCCUCGAAAGGAUUCUGACUGUACAACGAGCUCGACUGAAUCUUGUGUUUCAUACAAUUAUGCAGAGGCAACUGCUGUUAUUCCUAAGCCUGACGACCCACCUGCGGAUGAUGAGGUCUGGGAUGAAUAUGACGAUCUUCUGGGAGAAGACAACGUUAAAGCUCGGCAGUCUACCACGUCUUCCAGGGGUAUUCCAUUCCAUCUCGAAACCUACCAAGUGAGGCUGGCAAGAGAGAAGCCUCUCGAAUCUCUCGAAUCUCCAACAAUCGUCACUGAUAACCGUAAGCUGUCAACCAUUUCAGAUGCGCCGACAGCUUCCACUACCUUCAGUGCCGAUAUGACGGAGAGAAUUCGAAAGGCCUUUCAGCCCCAUCCUAGCCCUACGGUGCCGUCACCUGUGCCAGAGGUCGCAGAACAGAACAAUGGCCGGCAUUCUAGGAAGCCUAGCGCCGCUGAAACCAUGCGUCACAGCAUCGCCUCUUCCCGCAAGUCUAGGCAGUCUGGCUCGUCUACCUCUUCUGAAGAAUGGACGCCCCUGGCCCAGGUGAACCUUCGUGUAGGUUCCAUGACCGUCUCCAAGUGGCUUAGCUUUGGCCAAGUUCUCUUCAGCGACAUUCGACAUGGACUGGGUCGGGGUCAAGACUCUGUCGAGCGCCCAUCAGUUCUCGUCAUUGACGGGCUUGGUAAUGACGAUUGGUCAUUUUAUGCCGCGGAAACAUACUCGGCUGCCCAAUUCUUCAACCUCUCUCCGCGAGCCCCUUUGCCUACACCCGAUGCAGAAAGCUCGGCAUCGCGCUAUCCCCUAAGCCCACCCAACCAUCGUCAAGUACAAUAUUUUUCCCACCUCGAUGAGUUUCCCUUUGCUUCGAAUACUUUCAACUGUGUUGUCUAUCGAUUCCCGGCGGCUGCUCCGGAAUCUCACUAUGAGAAUAUCCUUUCUGAAGCCCGCCGUGUUCUCAAGCCGGGCGGAUAUCUUGAGUUGUCUAUUCUUGAUGUUGAUCUCAACAAUAUGGGUAACCGCGGGCGCCGUACCAUUCGUCAGCUCAAGGAACGCAUACAUGAAACAUCACCAGAGACGAAUUUGGCGUCUACUGCUGAUUUAAUCGUGCGCCUCCUGGGCAAGAGCGGCUUUUCAACUAUCAAGGCUGCCCGCGUUGGCGUUCCGGUUGCAAGCUCAAUCACGUCCUCCGAUGACAAUUCAAAGGGCAAAGGUUUAGCUGAGAAGAAGGCGAAAAAGUUGUCCAAAGAUCAGCCUAGCUUGGCGGAAAUGAUGCGAGAUCAAAGUCCAAACGCAGACGAGGGCAUUACCAACAUGGUAUCCCGAGUUGGACGCUGGUGCAUCUGGAACGACAAGGCCUUGCUCAGGGAAUGCGAAGAACUGGGCACCAGUCUCAAGCUGAUGGUCUGCAGUGCCCGUGCGCCUUAG